This is a messenger RNA of Chanos chanos (milkfish), 1778 nucleotides long. It is a transcript of the gene mat2aa, whose product is annotated as methionine adenosyltransferase 2Aa. Gene Ontology annotation, biological process: S-adenosylmethionine biosynthetic process. Gene Ontology annotation, molecular function: ATP binding; methionine adenosyltransferase activity. The transcript has 8 exons. The record is from RefSeq and is a predicted model, not a curated record. The coding region runs from base 170 to 1579 and encodes 469 amino acids. NCBI's taxonomy places the organism in Eukaryota, Metazoa, Chordata, Actinopteri, Gonorynchiformes, Chanidae.
AAAAGAAGAACUCACUUGAAACCUAUCUUUUAACAUUCCUUCAACCAAGCGCGUUUUAAGACUUUGCGAAGAAAUUAUAUAGUAAAACAGCUCCCAUUUGCGCCUCUUGCCAAAACCUGUUACAGUAGCUCAUUGGCUUGUUGAUUUUUUAAAGACGAUUUACUCAGAUAUGGACGUACAACUAAACGGUUUCCACAAUAACAUCAUCGAUGAAGACUGUUUUCUUUUCACCUCUGAGUCUGUUGGCGAAGGACACCCCGAUAAGAUUUGCGACCAGAUCAGCGAUGCGGUGCUCGAUGCCCAUCUGAAGCAGGACCCUGAUGCCAAAGUCGCAUGUGAGACUGUUGCUAAGACUGGAAUGAUCUUGCUUGCUGGUGAGGUGACGUCCCGUGCUGUUGUGGACUAUCAGAAGGUUGUUAGGGAUACCAUCAAGCACAUCGGCUACGAUGACUCUUCCAAAGGGUUUGACUAUAAGACAUGCAACGUGCUGGUGGCUUUGGAGCAGCAGUCUCCUGACAUCGCUCAGGGUGUUCACCUGGACCGCAAGGAGGAGGAUGUGGGAGCUGGAGACCAGGGCUUGAUGUUUGGCUACGCCACCGAUGAGACUGAGGAGUGUAUGCCUCUCACUAUCGUACUUGCUCACAAACUCAACGCCAAGAUGGCCGAACUUCGCCGCAACGGCACCCUGCCCUGGCUCCGACCCGACUCAAAAACCCAGGUCACUGUUCAGUACAGGCAGGAUCGCGGGGCCGUUAUCCCCGUGCGCGUGCACACUAUCGUGGUGUCCGUGCAGCACGACGAGGGGGUGUGUCUGGACGAGAUGCGGGACGCCCUGAAAGAGAAGGUGGUGAAGGCUGUGGUGCCCAGCAUCUACCUGGACGACGACACCAUCUACCACCUGCAGCCCAGCGGACGCUUCGUCAUCGGCGGGCCCCAGGGAGAUGCUGGACUCACCGGGCGUAAGAUCAUUGUGGAUACGUAUGGUGGUUGGGGUGCUCACGGUGGUGGAGCUUUCUCUGGGAAAGACUACACUAAAGUGGACCGCUCUGCUGCCUACGCAGCCCGCUGGGUGGCCAAGUCUCUGGUCAAAGCCGGACUGUGCAAGCGUGUGCUGGUACAGGUGUCCUACGCCAUUGGUGUGUCCCAUCCUCUCUCAAUCAGCAUCUUCCACUACGGGACUUCACAGAAGAGUGAGGGAGAGCUGCUGGCCAUUGUCAAGAAUAACUUUGACCUCCGCCCUGGGGUCAUUGUCAGGUAUAGUGCACUCUCCUGGGGAAGCCAGCAGGUGCACCUGUGGUCUGAGGAGGAGGAGGUGGUGGGUGGAGUCAGUAACUGUGUUCUGAAGGUGGUGGGUGGAGUCAGUAACUGUGUUCUGAAGGUGGUGGGAGGAGUCAGUGACUGUGCUCUGAAGGUGGUGGGAGGAGUCAACUGUGUUCUGAAGGUAGUGGGUGGAGUCAGUAACUGUGUUCUGAAGGUGGUGUGUGGAGUCAGUGGUGUCAGUUUGCAGUGGCUGAGAUCAAUAAGGUGUUUUGUAGGCAGGGUGAAGGUAUUCGAGCACCUGUUAUUGUCGUUAGUAUGAUUAGUGUUAUUCCCUGGAGGAGGAACUGCUGAGCUGGAUUCUGAAUUGGAGAGAAUCAUGUUACUGUUCCGGUUUGUUUCACAUUUUGAUGGUUUCUCAUUGCGUCUCCUGUGUUCCAGAGAGCUGGACCUGAGGAAGCCUAUCUACCAGAGGACCGCUGCAUACGGCCACUUUGGCCGUGACUCCUUCCCCUGGGAAA